Messenger RNA from Amaranthus tricolor (Joseph's coat), 1776 nucleotides. RefSeq lists its product as uncharacterized. NCBI's taxonomy places the organism in Eukaryota, Viridiplantae, Streptophyta, Magnoliopsida, Caryophyllales, Amaranthaceae. The coding region runs from base 307 to 1287 and encodes 326 amino acids. The transcript has 2 exons. The record is from RefSeq and is a predicted model, not a curated record.
UCAUGAGGAAGAAGAUAAUAUCAGAGAAGGAGAGAAAGAGAAAGGAAGGGAAAAAUUAGAUUUUGUAUAUCCCCUUUCUUAUUUUCGUAUAUUGUGUGUUAAAAUGAAAUACAAGAGAUAGACUAUAUAUAUAUCUAAUAAUACAUGUCUAAAAACAUUGCUGAAAAUAUUUAAAAAAAACCUAAGUAUGUUUAACAAACGAAGAGUAGCAUUUCGUCACUCCACCAUCCCCAGUGAGUUGUUCCCAAUUUACGCAGAUCCUUAAAUUUCCUCAAAAUCUCACCAAUUUUCAAGCUUUCAAUUCCCAUGGCAAACGCCUGGAAAAGAGAAAGGUCUCCAAAUCUGCUAUCCCUCAACACACUUCUCUUACUCCUCUGUCUUUUCUUCCUUAUUCUCAUCCUUUUCUUCUUCUCUUCUCACCCCACAAAUCUCACUACUUCUCCCAGUAUCAAAUCCUCUUACACUUCCCCAAUUGCCCACAAAUUCACCUAUAAGAUCCCACCUUUUGAUUGCUACAAAUCUCCACAAUCUCACCCUAUAAUUGCCAACACUGUUGAAGGUGUUAAAUUUCCCUUUUUAUAUUCACUUGCUGAUCUGGGAAACUUGCCUGAAAAACCCCAUAAAAAUAUUCAAAGAAUCUUAAAGAAUAAACCUUUUAAAAGGCCUGAUAUUUCUGUGACUGUUCAAGAUGUUUUGGGUAAGUUCCAAAGUGAAGGUAGAAAUGGGGUUUUUGUAGAUGUGGGUGCCAAUGUGGGUAUGGCUAGUUUUGCUGCGGCUGUAAUGGGCUUUCAUGUUUUGGCAUUUGAGCCUGUUUUUGAGAAUUUGCAGAGGAUUUGUGAUGGGAUUCAUUUUAAUCGAGUUGGGGAUUUCGUUACUGUGUUUGAAGCUGCUGCAUCCGAUCACUUUGGGAGUAUUACUAUUCAUAAGGUAGUUGGCAGGUUGGAUAAUAGUGCUGUUUCUGCUACUGGCGCUAAGUUGGCAUUCAAAUCAAAUGAAGAGAUAGCAGUUGAAGUGAAGACAAUACCACUCGAUGAAAUUAUACCAGAGUCGGAACCCGUCCUGCUACUAAAAAUUGAUGUUCAAGGAUGGGAAUACCAUGUGUUGAAGGGAGCAAAAAAUCUGCUCUCUAGAAAAGGAGUUGAAGCCCCUUACCUGAUCUAUGAGGAAGAUGAACGUUUGUUGCAAGCGAGUAACACCACAGCCAAAGAAAUCCGAGACUUCCUUCAGAGUGUUGGUUAUGAUAAUUGUACUAAACAUGGCACAGAUGCUCAUUGUACCAAGAAGUGAUGGGGUGUGAUGUGAAAUUUUCUCUAGAUUAUCCGGGUUUCCAGCUGAGCUUAUUGAGAAAUUUGCUAGAGGCGUUCGAUGAAAACACAUCAGAACAAGCAUAUGAAGGAGACAAAGUAGGAUUUUGUUGUUGAUGAUUGGCUAACUGAUUAACUAAUUCAUAUGUUGUAGUCAUUCGUGUGUUGACGGUAAGAGAAGAUAAUGAGUUAUGGGAGAUUGUUGUCUGCAGUUCCCAUGAACAGUUACAUGAAUCGAGAAGUGGAAGAAGAUAGGGGUCAAUAGGCGGCAGCUUAUUAGCGAGCCUAUGUUUAUCUUCUACUAAGUUCUGAUAUGCUUGUUCCUUGAUCCAUAUCAUGCAAUGUAAUUUAUUGAUUUAUUCAUGUCCUGAUACGAUUAUUCUUAGAUAUGACCAAAAACGGGAUACUAAACUUGGAACAGAUUCUAACGAAUAAUAAUAGUUUUGUUGUGUUUCCGAAGUUCAAACCACAA